This is a messenger RNA of Arachis ipaensis, 916 nucleotides long. Its product is annotated as trypsin inhibitor. The record is from RefSeq and is a predicted model, not a curated record. Gene Ontology annotation, molecular function: endopeptidase inhibitor activity. NCBI's taxonomy places the organism in Eukaryota, Viridiplantae, Streptophyta, Magnoliopsida, Fabales, Fabaceae.
GUACUAACCUUCAAACUUUACCAUCACACAGAAACAAAACACAUUCUCAUUAUACAAAUCCUAAGUUCCUAACAUUACAUAACAAUGGCCAGGAUUUCUUCAUUUCUUGCACUCUUUUUCCUUCUCUUUGCAUUUACCAUAAAAUUUAAGUGUGUCAUUGCAGGUACUGUGUUUGAUACAGAUAAUAGCCCUGUAAAAAAUGGCGGCAACUACUAUGUUCUUCCAGUUUCUGAGGGUGAGGGUGGUGGAGUUACCAUUGCUAGCAUUGGUUUGAAACUCCCUCUUGCUGUUGUCCAAAAUCCCUCACAGAAUAUCCUUGGAUUGCCGGUUACUAUAUCGAAUUCGGACGGAACAAUGGUCAUCCAAACAGACGGAUUUGUUUCUAUCAAGUUCACCAAUUUAGGUGACUCAUCCACUUGGAUUGUUGUCUUGGAUGACUCUGCCAAUAUGUGGUAUGUAGCCAUUGGCAAUGCUCAGGACUACUUGAGUGAUCGAAUUCGAACCGGGAGUUUCAAGAUUAAUUACUAUAAUGAUGGUUACAAGUUUGUUUUCUGUAGUGAUAGCAAUACCUCAGAUUGUGAAGAUGUUGGGAUAUACACUGAUGGUUAUGGAAAUAAUCGUUUAGCUCUCAAUGGAGCAGCAUUUGCAAUUCAGUUCCAGAGUGUGGAGAAAGGUCUUGCAGCCUAUUAAUUAGUAUUUUCUUCUGUUAUUAUAGAUUAUGAUCAUGAAUAAAGAUUAAAAAAACCUUGUAUUUGAUGUAAUGUUUAUAAAUCUUAGGUGCUCUGAGCUAUAAUCAAAGCCACUUCAGUUUGUUAUCCCAAGUUUAAGAAUUGUUAUGUUUCACUUUUUAUUCAAUGUUAAAUUAUGUAGUGAAUGUAAAAUGUGUUGAGAAGAAGGGAAGCAUAUAAAGGUGUUG